Messenger RNA from Purpureocillium lilacinum, 381 nucleotides. RefSeq lists its product as uncharacterized. NCBI's taxonomy places the organism in Eukaryota, Fungi, Ascomycota, Sordariomycetes, Hypocreales, Ophiocordycipitaceae. The record is from RefSeq and is a predicted model, not a curated record. Gene Ontology annotation, molecular function: deaminase activity. Gene Ontology annotation, cellular component: cytosol; mitochondrion.
AUGAAGGCCGUUUGCCCGGACCGAGCACCUCGGACCAUUGGCCCGUACGUCCACGCCGUGGUGCACGACGGCCUCGUCUUCACAACCGCGUGCAUUCCUCUCGAUCCUGCGACAAUGAAGAUCGUCGACGGAGGUGCUGAAACCCAGCUACGCCGCAUAUUCGACAACCUCAAGAUCAUCCUCGAAGAAUCCGGCACUACCCUAGAUCACAUCAUCAAGCAGAACGUCUACUUGACCGAUUUCGAACAGUUUGAGGCCUUCAACAAAGUCUCCGCCGAGUAUCUUGGAGACCACAAGCCGGCCAGGGCAACGAUGAGAGUACUUGAGCUGCCCAAGAAAGCGCCCAUGGGCCUGGAUGUUGUGGCGGCUUUGCCCAAGUGA